UCCGCAGCAGCAGCUGGCCAUGGCCUCAGGGACUGGAGGGAGCUGGGGUCAUGCCUCAGCCCAGUGUGCAGCCACGACGCCCUGGGUGACCAUUCUACAGCCCCUCCCGUGGGCCAUCCCAGCUCCGUCCCCACAGCUGGGCAGCGUGAAGGAAGACCUGCUGGAGCUGAUGAUGCUGCAGAAUGCACAGAUGCACCAGCUGCUUCUGAGUGGCCAGGUGGCAGCGGUGCUCAACCAGGUGCCGCCCUGGCCCUGCCCGCAGGUUUCCUGCAGUGUAUCCCGCAAGGGACUGCAGGUCGUAGAGGCCCUUUUGUGCCGUGUAUCUGGAGACAUAUGGAGACAUUUUGAGAAUGUCUCAAAAUCGAGAAUUUCGAGAAACAGAGUGGGGGCAGGGAGAGCUGGAUCCUGUCUCAUCCGCCCUCCCCUUCUGCACAAUCCUCAGGUCUACCUGGAGGGUCAACGAGCGAGUGAGGAGGAGGAGGCGGCGGACAUGCAGGAGGAGGGGCCUUUGGUGGUCCACCACCACUACCUGCCCUGGCCCACGCCCGUCCUGGGCGCCCUGCAGCCCUGGCCAGCCCCCCUCCUCUCCCCUCCCCUCCAUCAGCCCCACUCGCAGGACGCAUCCAGGAUUCAGCACCGCCCUCCUGCCUCUGAGAAAAGGGGGCCGAGAGCCGUGCCCCCACCCCCGCCCCCCAGUGCCACAGGGACUGUGGGUGCCGAGGUACCCCCAGCUUCAGACUACUACGAUGCCGAGAGCCUACAGUGAGGACAGAUGCUGGCCUGGGUUCACCACUGGCUUGGAAACAGCCUCAGAACCCCUGCGUGUCCCUCUAGAGCCUGCCAACCCUGGACCUACGCCUGGCAACCCUUCUUUUCCCACUCACCC
Molecule: messenger RNA, 886 nt
Organism: Phacochoerus africanus (Common warthog)
Lineage: Eukaryota; Metazoa; Chordata; Mammalia; Artiodactyla; Suidae
Gene: PRR29
Product: proline rich 29
Exons: 7
Coding region: 20-766 (248 amino acids)
Source: RefSeq, a predicted model, not a curated record